CACUCGUUUUCAACGACAUUCAGAGCUCUCGCGCCUCGCAGACCUUUGCAAACCCCUCCAAACGAAUAUACUCCUAGAGUACAUAUUCUUAAUACCCGAACAAAUCAGUCAAAAUGAAGUUCACCGCUGCCGUCCUUGCCCUCGCCGCCGGCGCCUCGGCCUUCAAGAACGUGACCUACACCACCGAGGUUGUCACGGCCGUCACCACCUUCUGCCCUGUUGCCACUGAGGUUGAGGUUGGCGGCUCGACCUACACUGCCACCACCCUGACCAUCACCAACUGCCCGGGCGGCUGCACCGUUGUGCGCCCGAUCACCACCGUCUCGUCAGUGAUCUGCCACUCCUGCACCAGUGCCCCGGUCUACAGCAACACCACCACGGGCGCCCCCGUGCCCCCUAAGCCCACCCUCACCUCGUCGGUCGGCACCGUCUCCCAGCCCGCCCCGACCAAGUCCGCGCUCCCCACCGCCGGUGCCGGCAAGGCUGCUGCCCUCUCUGGCGGCGCCCUCGCUGGUCUCCUUGGCCUGGCUGCUUUCGCUCUCUAAAUUCCCACGUCCCGUCUGUCGGCUCGUAAUGUUUAAUUCCGCGUCAUGAUGGGAUUAUGGGAGGGUGUGCGAGGGUAGUGUUGUGGAGGAUUGGUGGAAGUGUUGGAUGGCCUUGACUGCUUCUUUGGUAGUAAGGUUUGGGUUCGCAGAGUCCCUGCUCCGGAGGCGGACAGGUAUUCAUGCAAUCGUUUGACUUUGGGGAUUUCGUGAGGAGGAUUUCAGUUCCUAUGCUCAUGUAUGGGAAUUGUUUCUCUUGCAUGGCCUCGGGGUUCUUUUCGAAUCGGAAGUGUUCAUAGGACAAAUAUUAACGCUU
Canariomyces notabilis is the source of this 858-nucleotide messenger RNA. RefSeq lists its product as uncharacterized. Gene Ontology annotation, cellular component: fungal-type cell wall. The transcript is spliced from 3 exons. The coding region runs from base 114 to 545 and encodes 143 amino acids. Gene Ontology annotation, biological process: fungal-type cell wall organization. NCBI's taxonomy places the organism in Eukaryota, Fungi, Ascomycota, Sordariomycetes, Sordariales, Chaetomiaceae. Gene Ontology annotation, molecular function: structural constituent of cell wall. The record is from RefSeq and is a predicted model, not a curated record.